CGGUGGACGCGGCCGCGGCGGUGGCGGGCGUUGUGACUGACGGCGCCGGUUGUCUCCCGAACGAACUCGGCUGGCCACCCUCGCCGCCCUGGCUGUCACUCGUGCGGCCGGCGCCAUGUCUGUGAGCGAGAUCUUCGUGGAGCUGCAGGGCUUUUUGGCUGCCGAGCAGGACAUCCGAGAGGAAAUCCGAAAAGUUGUACAGAGUUUAGAACAAACAGCUCGAGAGAUUUUAACUCUACUGCAAGGGGUCCAUCAGGGUGCUGGGUUUCAGGACAUUCCAAAGAGGUGUUUGAAAGCUCGAGAACAUUUUGGUACAGUAAAAACACAUCUGACGUCUUUGAAGACCAAGUUUCCUGCUGAACAGUAUUACAGGUUUCACGAGCACUGGAGGUUUGUGCUACAGCGCCUGGUCUUCUUGGCAGCCUUCGUCGUGUACUUGGAGUCGGAGACCCUCGUGACUCGAGAGGCGGUCACGGAGAUCCUUGGCAUUGAGCCAGAUCGGGAGAAGGGAUUUCACCUGGAUGUAGAAGAUUAUCUCUCAGGAGUUCUCAUUCUUGCUAGUGAACUGUCGAGACUGUCGGUCAACAGCGUGACCGCCGGAGACUACUCCCGGCCCCUGCACAUCUCCACCUUCAUCAACGAGCUGGAUUCCGGCUUCCGCCUCCUCAACCUCAAAAACGACUCCCUGCGGAAGCGCUACGACGGCCUGAAGUACGACGUGAAGAAAGUGGAGGAGGUGGUCUACGACCUCUCCAUCCGCGGCUUCAACAAGGAGACGGCAGCGGCCUGUGUGGAGAAGUAGGGGCUCUCCGCGCGCCCCGCUGACCCCAGCCCGGCGCCUCUCACGGUCGUUAGGAUGCCCAUUGCUAAACACCGCGCUUCAUUUUCUUAACCGGUUGUGUGGUGUAUCAGAGUUGAAACACUUUUUUUGGGGGUGAAAGAAUAGCCUUUACAAGGACAGAGUUUUCUUUGUCGUUUCAGUGAAUUUGCUCUGUAACUCAGUGUAUUUCAGUUCUGUCAAAAAGUGUAAAUGCCAACCUCUUGGUAAAGUUCUUUUCUUGCUUACCCUGAUGCUGUCGAUGUACUGAUGGAGAGCUUUACUGUCUUGUUUGUGAUUCUUCCAGGAGUGACCCUUGAUGUUUUCUAUAUCCAAAUUAGCCAUCCAUACCCAGGUAUGCCCUGGAUACCGUAUAAAAAGAGUUAACUCAAAAGGAUGGUUGCCAAGCGAAGGA
This is a messenger RNA of Lipotes vexillifer (Yangtze River dolphin), 1232 nucleotides long. RefSeq names its product translin (gene TSN). Gene Ontology annotation, molecular function: sequence-specific DNA binding; single-stranded DNA binding; RNA binding. Gene Ontology annotation, biological process: RNA metabolic process. The record is from RefSeq and is a predicted model, not a curated record. NCBI's taxonomy places the organism in Eukaryota, Metazoa, Chordata, Mammalia, Artiodactyla, Lipotidae. Bases 116 to 802 code for a protein of 228 amino acids. The transcript is spliced from 6 exons.